AGCCCCAAGCGGUGGAGCGCAGAGAACACGGCGGUCCGAUCACUGCGCCCGUCUAGCUUCGGGCCGAGCGGGUGCCACCCUGCCAGGCGCGCGCGUCUAGCGGCCCGGAGCCUCGCGGCGGCCUCCAGCGUCCAGCCCCGGGGAAUGCGGCGGCCCCCGGCCCCUGGCGCCCCACGGUGUCUCAGCUGGGCCUCCUCACUCUUCUGCUCCGCGGCCUCGACGCUCCCGGGCCCCCUGAUGGCGGCGAAAUGGUUCAAGGAGUUCCCGCUUACUCUGAAGACCGCGUCGGAGCGCGCCCGGCCCGGGGGCGCCGGCGGCAAGCCGCGCAAGAACUCGGAGACUGGCGGCGCGGCGCCCACCCCGGGCAAGGGCCGGAAGAACUCAGCGGCCGAGCUGGGGGCCAGCAAGGCGAGCAGCGGACCCCCAAAGGACAGUCGGCUGUCCCGGGACAGCCUGCAGGGUCUGAUCCAGGCCGCUGCUGGCAAAGGCCGUAAGAACUCCCGGGUCACCGCCACCGCCACCGAGGAGGAGCCCCACCGUGGCGCGGUGACCAAGAGCGCGGGCUGCAGCACCUACAUCAGUAGGCUCAUCAAGGUGGACACGCAGGAGAAGAAUGGGAAGAGCGCCUACCCGGGCGGUGGCAGCACCAGCAGCUCCAGCAGCUCCUCUUCCUCUGCGUCCUCUUCCCCGUCCUCCCUGGGCCCUGAGCUGGACAAGGCCAAGAUAAUGAGACAGCAAGACACGGUCAUCAUUUUAGAGGACUACGCUGACCCGUAUGAUGCCAAACGGACGAAAGGUCAAAGGGAUGCGGAGAGAGUGGGUGAGAACGACGGCUACAUGGAACCGUACGAUGCACAACAGAUGAUAACAGAAAUCAGACGCCGUGGUUCCAAAGAUCCCCUGGUGAAGGCCCUCCAGUUGCUUGAUGGCCCGAGUGAACCAGGGGAGACUGUGAAGGUGGAGGCCACAGCCAAGAGACGCAGCUCCAAGGACCUGCUGGGGAAGCCGCCACAACUCUAUGACACCCCGUACGAGCCUUCGGAGGGUGGCCAACGUGUGGCAGAGGUGAAGACGCGGCCAGCAGACAGCAGGCUACCAGAGGAGGAUGAUCGGCCCGCUGCUGAGUAUGAACAGCCCUGGGAGUGGAAGAGGGAGCAGAUCGCGAGAGCCCUGUCAGUCCAGUUUGAGGGAUCUGAUCGACCUCCGGGCAGAGAGGAUGCAGGGAGACCGCACCACUGGCAGAAGACCUUGAAGCCGACCCUGUCAGACCACGGUGAUGGGGAGAAGGUGGACCCAGGCCUGGCCCUGGAAAAACAACCUUGGUAUCACGGCUCCAUCAGCCGAGCUGAGGCCGAGAGCCGACUACAGCCCUGCAAAGAAGCCGCUUACCUGGUCCGGAACAGUGAGUCAGGGAACAGCAAGUAUUCCAUUGCACUGAAGACGAGUCAAGGGUGUGUCCACAUCAUAGUGGCUCAGACAAAAGACAACAAAUACACACUGAACCAGACGAGCGCUGUGUUUGACAGCAUCCCUGAAGUGGUACACUAUUACUCCAAUGCAAAGCUGCCUUUCAAAGGAGCAGAGCACAUGACCCUUCUCCAUCCAGUGCACAAGCUCCACUAAAGUCGGCCAGCAAGAGCCCGGGCACCUGUGAGGCCUUCAGCACCCAACAACAUCAUGUGGACAGGACUCGCUGCUGCUGCUGCAGACCAGGAGUCGGCGCCUAGAAGUCAAGCGGUCUGUGGUCUUAAAUCCAGGACACAGUGGUUUCUGACCUGUUCUUUCUCUCCCUACUACAAGAAAGUAUUGCUUGCCUGCCACCUUCUCCCUUGGGCUAGGAGUUCUGUUUGGAGUGUGAGCCUUAGGAAGGUUAGAUCCAGAGCCCAGGAGCACUGAGCUUAGCCCUUGGCUGUUCUCUGGCAUGCCUGGCCUCUGCACAACAGAGAACCCCUAGGCCUUUAUGAGUGACUGCUAGGCUGGAAGAUCCUGCCAGUGUGAGCCCUUUGUGAGGAAGUGGAUGGACGGUGGGAAACAGGAACGAUGGGCAGGAAAGCUGUCUUUCUCCACGUCCUGAUGCAGCUGUGGCCUUCACACAGCAUUCACAACCUGAGGACUUCACAAGAGUAUUAUUUGGUUGGCUCUCCUAAGUACUUGCUUUCUCAAUUUCUCUGGACAUCUCUAUCCUUCUGCAGUAAAUCAGUGAUAUGAGCAGAAAUUGGACGGAGGCCCCCAGAUGAAAGUGUUACCAGUGUAAUCAAGAGGUGGCAUCCUUUCUAUAACUCUGAUCGUUAUUAAGUGCACUCCAAAGAUUUGAUUUCUGAUUUAAAAAAAAAAUUCUACAGAGCUCAACACCUGUUUUGUUAUUGGAUAAUUACAUAGCACUCGAGACAGCCUUUUUCUUUGUGGUUUUUUUGUUUUUGUUUUUUUUUGUUUUUUUGCAUGAAAUCAUCUUUAAGAUUCCUUUCUGAAAUUAGAUUUGCUUUGUAAUUUUUGGCAAAAAAUUUUUACAACAAAAUUGGGAUCCCAUUGUAUGAACUGAGUCGCUGGUCUGAAAAGAUUGCCCCUGAUGUACAGACAGAACAAGCCAAUAUGUGCCUUACAGAAACAUUUUGAACAAUAUUGUAGUCUGAGGCUGUCUCUUCUGCUCUCUAGGACACUAAAUCAUCGCAUGCUUAUCCGUGAUCUGUGUACUGUAGGGAAUCCCACAGGAGGGGCACGCUGUGUGUAGGUGCUAGUGGGAAUGGGCUGGACCAGAACCAGAGGAACAUUUCGUGUUCAGGUUUAUAAACUGGAUCUCAAGACUGUUCCACCCUCAGUGGAAACUGAAGGUUUGUAGCUUCUCAGAUGCACAAAAAAAUAUUAACCAUAAAUUGGGUGUGGUGGCAUACACCUUUAAUCCCAGCACCCGGCAAAGGUAGGUGGGUCUUUGUGAGUUUAAGGUCAGCCUGGUCUACAGAGUUGCAGGACAGCUAGGGCUGCACAGAGAAACCCUGUCUUGAAAAUCUAAAACAACACAAAAACCACCACCAACAAAACAUCUGGUCAGAUGUCUUAGGGAAGCAUAGCCCCAUCCUCGGCUCCCUCACCCGGCCAUCCUGACUGAAAUGUAGGAAGACUUUUGCUCCUGUGUCAGCGGACCUUAGCCAAAGGGUUGUGCGAGAUUUUGUUUUAAAAGGCUGAAAGGGACUUCUCCUCAGUGGAGCACAGUGGCCUGCACGAAGGCUGUUCUCACAGCACUGACAAUCAUUUUGGCUUCUAUGUGUAGUGCAGGGCUCUCGGUUUAAGUUUUCAGUAGCCACAAUUCCGCCCAGCAAAUGUCAGUCAUCAUGUAUUACCUUGUAUCUGUGCAUUGUUCACUGUGUUGAACCUAGUUUAGCUCAGCAUUCUAGCCAUGAAGCCUUAUUUUUUUGCUUAGCCCUCCCUAUUCAGCAAAUGGAGCCGUUGUCUUUAAUGGUAAGAAUAUCAUAAAAUGUUUCUGGGUGGGGAAGGAUUUGGGCACACGCCUCAUGACUCUGAUGAACACCGGCCUGGCAGGUCGGUGUCACCUGGCCUCUGCCACACGCCUGAGCGUGCUCCCUCCAUAUUUGCUUUACAUGAGUGAAAGUGGAGGAGACAGAGUUUAUAUAUAGUCCAGUCUUCAUGGUAGGGCAUGGGGCUAUAAAAAGCAAAAAUACUGUAGACUAGUGGAAGGCCAGUGAGGGAGAUGUUAAAGCUGCUAUUUUCUUCUUAGGUUGUGACACAAGCUGACAGGAGCCAGGGGACUCACAGCUGGGUGGUAGCAUAAAGUACCCUAUCCUACCGUGCUAAAAACAAUUAAGCGCAGCAGGGUGUCCUAACCACUCACUGGUGAGCCUGCCAGCUGGGGCUUGUCCUCCGAGCUCCAAAAGAUUGAGCUUUUUGUCCUUUUCUUCCUGAUAAAGGUAUUUUCUUGUUAUCUUUAUUCCUUUGAAUUGAUUCUGUCUGGGGGGGGGGUGUUUCUUCUGGUGAACCCUCAAGAUGCUGUGAACAUCUAUAGCAUCUAGAGAGCUGUCCACUUUUUCUCCUUUAGCAAAACUUAUUUGUAAAAAAACUGCUUUCUUUGUUCCAGAGUAUGGACUUAGACAGGGACCCCUGAGAACGGAAGGCAUCUGUAAUCCAUCCAGCUGUCCAGGAGGUCCAAGAGUCCAAAACUAACCUUGGCAAUAGAGCAAGGGUGUCUCCAAAAAGAAUACAGGAAGGCAAAGGGCAUUUCUACUUCCUGUAAUAGCAUAGCAGAUUCUGUCCAGAUGUAUUCUAAUCACUGUCUGAGGGGGCGCUGGCCAGUAGGAUGUGCUGAGGAGGCAGAGACAGGAGGAGUUGAAUUAGAGGUUACUCUUGGGUUACACCUUGGGCCAAAGAAAUGGCUCAGAGGUGGAAAAUGCUGCACUUGUAGAAGACCCUGGUUAGUUCCAGUAUCCACAUGCUGUCCAGGUCUAGGGGAUCUGGCGCCCUCUUCUGGCUUCUGAGGGUACUGGGCAGGAACAUGGUACACAUACAAGCAAAACAUUCAUGCACAUAAACUUUUUAAAAACCUGAAUGAAGGAAUAGAAACAAUGGAGGAAGUCUAGUGAGUAUGCACAAAAGCAAGUGGUGGUAAAGAAACAGGUGUCCCUUCCGGUUACUGAGAAUGCUUUAAUAGGCAUCUGUAAGAACAGCCUGUAUUGUUGGCCGUUUAGAGUCUGCGUCUGUGGUGCUGGAGUUCAGUCACUGGUCUCUGCCACAGGAAGGGGAGCUGGGCAGAGAACCAGUAGGGAAAGCUGGCUCUUCUCAACACAGGUCCUACCUUAAUAGUCCUUGUUUGGUGUUUAGAUUAUUUACCAGUGUUGCCCCUGUUGGAUAGGUCUUAAUGUUUAAUUCAAGAACAACUGUAAGUCAUUCUUUGCUUACUAGAUGAGUCUGUUAACAUUUUCGUUAGGAGCUAAUGACUUAUUUUUCCUGGCCUCAGUCAAGAAGCCAGUGCAUCUAGAUUCAUGCCCCCUGUACAUGCUUCUGAAACUUAGGAUUUCAUUGCUCCCUUCCUGGGACCAGACAGCCAUUGGUCGUCUUUCUGUCUUCUGUAGCCAGCACCCAUUUAACCGUAAACUCCCUUGGGAUCAAUCUUUUGUCUUCUCUUUGCCACCUACAUCCCACUAACUUGGCCUUGAAGAAACUUGACCUGUAAGAGCCUUCCCUGUAAUUUAGCUUCCCGGCUUCAUGGACCCUAUGCAAUGAAAGAUGGUGUUCUACUGCCAUCUACUGGGACAAGAAAAAAACUGCAGUUGAGAAACAAGGGUGCAUUUAGGGUAGUUUGUCUCAAGGAUUUUUGAUACAGUCCAUAAAUCAAAAUAAACGAUGACACAGCAGUUGCCAUCUUGAAAUGUGCCCUUUACUGUAGAAAGGGUGUUUUGACUCCUAGUCUUCCCCUGGACCUAGGCUGGGUCAUGUUGUUCACAAUUUUAAUUCUAUUUUUGAAGACUGCUCUGUCAACAGAUCAUUGAGGCAGGAAUCAUUCUGUUAAGCUCUUAGCUGUUCCAAAUGCUGUCAGGAGGAUUUUACAUUUAAAAUAUCAACUGAUACGUCAUUUUAACUUUUUAAAAUAUUUAAAAGGUUGUAAUGCAGGUGCCUUGGCAAUUGUUAUUAUAAUGGAAUCUUAUAAAUUGUUGGCUCUCUUCACCGGUCAGCGUAGCUGUGUGCCUUCCGGAAGAUGGUUUACCCUGAAGUGUUACUUUCAAUAAAUGCUUUGCCAGGAAAACA
This is a messenger RNA of Mus musculus (house mouse), 5751 nucleotides long. RefSeq names its product src homology 2 domain-containing transforming protein E (gene She). Bases 145 to 1623 code for a protein of 492 amino acids. The transcript has 6 exons. NCBI's taxonomy places the organism in Eukaryota, Metazoa, Chordata, Mammalia, Rodentia, Muridae. The record is from RefSeq and is marked validated.